AUGGCACUGGGAGUCACUUUGGAUGGCUUAGUCGAGUUGACCUGGGGGAAUACAAACCCCCCAGCCUUUAUAGGUGGCUUCAUAACCCUUGGUGGCAUGGUUGCUGCACGCCAUGAAAAUGUGUUAGCAAAAAAGUCAUCUUUGGGAUUAGCAUUUUGUGGCCAUGACGAGUCGGUUAAAUCUGAAAAUCAAGGUAACUUUAUGGAACUAUUGAAGUUUCUAUCCAAUCACAAUGACGACAUAAAGAAAGUUGUGCUGGGAAAUGCUCCAAAAAACCAUCAAAUGACGACCCCCAAAAUCCAGAGGCAACUUACUGGUGUUUGUGCUUUUUUGACGACCAAGAAAAUUAUUGCAGAAAUUGUGAGAGAUAAACAACCGUUUUCUUUACUAAUUGAUGAAUCUUGUGAUGUGGCAGUGAAAGAACAAAUGGCUAUUGUUUUUCGCUAUGUGGACAAAAUAGGUUGCGUUAUUGAACGUUUUAUUGGGAUUGUGCAUGUUAAGAAUACUUCUACAAAGUCUUUGAAAAUUGCAAUAGAUGCCUUUUUUGUAAAGUAUGGAUUGAGUUUGACAAGUUUAUGGGGCCAAGGUUACGAUGGAGCAAGCAAUAUGAGGGGUGAGUUCAAUGGUUUGAAGACUUUGAUAUUGAGAGAAAAUAAAUUUGCUUUCUACAUUCAUUGUUUCUCUCAUCAACUCCAAUUGGCGCUAGUCAAAGUUGUAAGUAAACAUUUAGCAUUAGGUGAAUUUUUUCAAACUCUUUGUAUGUUAUCAAACACUAUAGCAGCAUCUUGCAAGCGCAGAUAUCUUCUAUGUGAUAAACAGUAUGAAUAUGUGAUAUCUUUGAUUUCUAAUGGUGAUAUUCAGACGGGACGCGGUUUGAAUCAAGAAUGCACUAUUAAACGACCAAGAGAUACACGUUGGGGUUCACACAUAGGGACAAUCCAUAUUGUCAUAAACUUAUUUUCUUCUGUUGUUGGUGUGCUUAGAGUGAUUGAGAUUGAAGGAGAUGAUUGGUAA
Molecule: messenger RNA, 1014 nt
Organism: Pistacia vera
Lineage: Eukaryota; Viridiplantae; Streptophyta; Magnoliopsida; Sapindales; Anacardiaceae
Product: zinc finger MYM-type protein 1-like
Exons: 2
Coding region: 1-1014 (337 amino acids)
Source: RefSeq, a predicted model, not a curated record